This is a messenger RNA of Somion occarium, 2703 nucleotides long. The record is from the annotation of a GenBank genome assembly. Lineage: Eukaryota; Fungi; Basidiomycota; Agaricomycetes; Polyporales; Cerrenaceae.
GAGGAAGGAAGUUAGAACUUGAAGCUAACCUUCAUCUUCUAUUCAAGUGGUUACAAUCCUCAACCCUCGCUACUAGAUAAUUUUGAAUCCACAGGAUGACGACUGAUACUCAUUUGCGCUCAUUUAUCGACCGGCACCGAAUACUACUUGCCAAGGAACGAGAAGCAGAGAUCGAGAGAUCCUCGCUGUUGCUCUCCAACUGCGGACCGAAACUCUUGGAGCAGAGAGGUCUGGCUUUGGGAGGUCUAUCGAUAUCCAAUGUUACUAUUGGCCUUGGAGGGAAAACUGCAGGCUCGUUGAGCUAGAGCGAUCGACAGCAUACCAUACCUCUCCAAUAUUUCCACCCCACACCUUCAGACCUGGUGAUCUAGCUCGCAUCGAGGAGAAUGUAUCAGGGAACGCUCCGACAAAGAAAUCUGCGAAGUCUAAGAAGGACGCCGAUAUGAAACGAUCGAAAGCUCCUGAAGGAGUUGUGUACAAGGUCACAGAUGUCCGCAUCGUAAUUGCAAUCGACACGUCUGACUCCAGCGAAGAGCUGGAUCUUCCGGACAGAUGCCGCGUGUUAAAGCUAGCAAAUAGUGUCACCUACGAUCGUAUGGAUAAGACACUUGAUCAGCUCGAGAAGAUCGUCUUGCCUCCGGCUGAAUCCUCGUCAACGCCUGCAACAACCCCACUACUCCGAGUCCUCUUAGGCUUGUCCCAACCUUCGGAGAAGGUUCCUGUACAGGAUCUCACUUUCUUCGAUGAGACUCUGAAUCCUAGUCAACGCGAAGCUGUUCGAUUUGCUUUGGAGUCCCCGGAAAUGGCGUGUAUCCACGGACCACCCGGUACCGGGAAGACGCAUACACUCAUCGAGAUCAUCAGGCAACUCACAACCAUAACGCCUGCAAAUCCUAAACCGUUACGACUCUUGAUCUGCGGGGCUUCGAACUUGUCCGUGGAUAACAUCCUAGAACGAUUACUCGCCUUGCCUGUAUCGGACAAGGGUGACCGUUUAAAACUUACAAGGCUGGGUCAUCCGGCGCGAGUAAUGGCCAAGGAGGGUGUUAUUGAGGCUACAUUGGAGGUAAAGGCCAAUAGAAGCGAUGAGGCCGCGUUAGCGAAAGACGUGAAGAAUGAGUUGGAAGCGGCUCUAAGUACGCUCUCUGGAAAAGGCAAAGCUGCAAAAGGUAAAGCACCAAGAGGUCUGGAGCGUAAGAAGAUGUGGGAAGAAGUACGUGCUCUACGAAAAGAAUACCGUCAGAGGGAAGGCAAAGUAGUUGAGACCGUUAUGGGUCGCUCUCAAGUGGUUUUGGCCACUUGUCACUCUGCUGGAGGUUGGCAGCUGCGGAACCACAUUUUCGACGUGGCCAUUAUAGAUGAGGCUACCCAGGCUCUCGAAGCUGUUUGCUGGAUUCCAGUCCUCAAAGCCAAGAAGUUGGUUCUGGCUGGUGACCCAAAUCAACUCCCGCCGACUAUCAUCUCGAUCGACAAACCAAAGAAGGAUAAGCCGAAAGUGGAAAGUACAAAGCCCAUCACUUUGACCAAACCUAAGGAGACGAAAGAGAAAAUAGCUGCUAUGCCGACAAAGAAAGAGACCCUACCCGUCAAGAGCGCAGCAGACGUUAGUGCAGGCACAUCUGAGUCCGAAGAUUCAGACGUUGAUUCGCAGGACGAUGUACGAGAAAGUAAAGCGGGAAGAGCUACUGCGAAAUCAGUUCAAAUUACCAAGAAGCCUCGGCGCGAGCGUGGAAUCCUUCGACCUCCUCGAUCGCUGGAGACUACGAUGUUCGAUCGACUAGAGAAGAUGUACGGACCUAGUAUCAAACGUAUGCUUAACGUUCAGUACCGAAUGAACGAGAAGAUCGCAGCUUUCCCUUCGAAAACAAUGUACCAUUCCAAACUCACAUCGCAUCCCUCAGUUGCUUCCCAUCUUCUGAGUGACCUUCCAAAUACGAAGGCGGAUACACCUGAGGAAGAAUUAGAGGUCUUGGGUACACCUGUGGUUUUCUUCGAUACAGCCGGUUGCGAGUACUAUGAGAGGCUGGAGGGUGACGGCGAUGAGGGUAGUCGAUGUAAUGAGAAUGAAGUGAUGGUGGUGAAAGCUUGGGUCGAGCGAUUGAUAUCAGCCGGUGUUCUACCCUCUCAAAUAGCCAUCAUUACUCCUUAUCAAGCGCAAGUAUCGUUAUUGACGUCACUUAUGCGGCCAAUAUAUGGCCUCGAUCUGGAGAUAGGCACUGUAGACGGUAUGCAAGGACGGGAGAAAGACGCUGUCAUCAUCUCUCUUGUCCGCUCCAACGAAGACGUAGGUUCCCAACUGACGCUGUCAUUCUCACGAGGACUAAUCCCAAGCAUCUCGCAGCGUGAAGUUGGCUUUUUGAAGGACAAGCGGCGACUAAACGUGGCAAUGACUCGAGCCAAACGACAUCUGUGCGUCAUCGGCGAUUCAUCGACUGUCCAGCACGGGAGUCCUUACCUGAAGAAAUGGAUGUCAUGGCUAGAGAAUAACGCAGAUGUUCGGUAUGCAGGAUUAGAAUAGGCCCUUUCAUCUACAAGCCAUGGAAAUUUAGAAAUAACAAUGUACAGUACACAGACACCCACUGGCAGUAUGCAGGGUCAUAGCCUUGCUUGCACGCUUGUCGCGGGCUGGCGUUUGCCAUACUCCAAUUGCAGGAUAUUGAAGAUGAUCUGGGCACUCCCCUUUGGAUUGUCUUGGACAACCUA